UCUUAUUUUUUCAUAUUUGUCCCUAUUAAGUGUUAUAUGAUUAAAUUCCAAUGCCUAUUUAAUUAGGGGUAGUUUAGUCCAAUUACCUAUUUUUGUCUAGCAGUUAGUAUGUUCUUAAGAGGUGUGCAAAUGGUUAAGUGGACUCUUUUUUUUAUUCGGAGGGAGUACUAAACAGUAGAAAAAUUAUUUUUCUAAGAGGAUGCAAUUGUAGGAAGCUCUAUUAGCGAAUGCAAUUUCCCGCCUAUUAAGAUGGAUCAUGCCCUGCUGCUUGGCUCAAUCUAAUAAAAUAGAUAAUUAGAUGUCUAUUUCUACUUAUCAGCAAGAGUAACUCAGUUAGUUGAGCACGGAAUUUCCAUAACGGAUGUCUUAAGUUCGACACCCGAAAGAUAGUGAUGCAGUUCCCUUGUCAUAAAAAAGAAAGAUGUCUAUUUCUACUUGUUUUAGUUUGAUAUCCCUUUUGUGGUUUAUACUUUUAACAUUCGUUUAAGUUUUUCAAAAUUAUUUUUUCGUUGAUUAUGUUAAGUAUUUGAAAUUUUGUUAAGUUUAUUAACUUAAUCAUGCAGCUAUAAGAAAAAACUUGGUACAUAGAAUAAUGCAUGGUCAUAUAAAACAAAAAAUCUCAAUAGAUAUACAUUUUCAAAGUUAUUUAGAAACUUCAUGAGAAGUUUUGCCCAUGACUUAAGGAAUAUAUCUAUAUACCCUUCCUACCUUCCAAGUCUCAUUUCACAUCCAAAUAGAACUUUUGCAAAGUGUGUGUGUGUAUAUAUAUACACACACCCCCCAUUGUCAGCUUAUAUUUUUCUUAAUCUCCAAAUAUGGUCUUCAAAAAAAUUGGUGAAGCCAUCUCGACAAUUUUCCUCGGAAGAGAGGAGAUGGUUGAUGGUGAACUUCUAGAACUAUGCUAUAACAAGUAUUUUAGAGAGUCGGUGGCUGAUUUUUACCAGGCAAUUUGCCAAACAGUCGAAGAAAUUAAUAGAAGGCAGGGGAGGACGCAGUUCAGGAUUCCAAGCACUACAGUAAUAGAGCGAAUAUACAAAAAGCUUAAAAUUAAUGAAAGAACAGAAUUGACAAAGGAGAAAGUUCAACAAAUUAUACGUGAACUCACUCAUGAAACUGGAAUUACUGGUUUGGGAGUAACAGACACAUUAUUUUAUUUAUUUGGAGUACCAGCCACAGCAUUACUCAUCAAGCAAAGAAUAAAGCCACAAGCAAUUUCUGAUAAUGUUUUUAUUCCUGGUGUUACUUCUGCUACUGUACUUGUUCUUUCUAAAUUCAAUAGGAUCUAAGAAUUAAUUCGUGAAAGUAAUUUAUUUCUUGAAUUGCAAUGAUUAUGUACUUAAGUUUUAUCCAAUAACAGUGUAAAAUACGUUUAGACAUUCCAGUAGCCUAUGCUGUAAUUCCAGGUAAAUCUCUGUGACUAGUUACAUAAAAAAUGGUUAAACUUCUAAAUCCCAACCUUGUUCGCUUAUUUCGUUACAUAAAGGGUCUCCUGAAACGUUAGUUUGGAAUAUAGAGUGAGAACCUGUUAUAAUCAGUUAAAUUAAUGAUGUAAAGAUUCUUUAUACUGGUAUGUAACUUAAUUCGGUUAACAAAUGAUAAUAUGCAUGUCAAAGACCUGCAGCCGUAUAUGUGUAUCGUAUUUGGUAAAUGUUUAAGCUGGUAUUCAUCGAGAGUACUUUUUAGAAAAAUUGAAAAAAUUCUGCUUUUGUUUAAUUAUUGGUACCUACAAACGCUUUGAAGAUUGAUGAAUGUGUUAUUUCUUUCCAUUCUUUAGUUAGAUAUAUUGUAAGUGUAAAAAUGUUUUAUACGAUUAUAUCAUCAUUAAUUAGGCAGUUUCAAGAGAAGUUGAUCUCCAAAUAUGGAAAAACUAGAUAACACUAAACUCUCUCAUCCCUCCAAAUGUCAUAAAGCCUUCAAUUUCUUAGCUGUUUUAACGAUAAUUUUAGCUGAACAAGUCUUACCUUUGAACCAUCCAAAUAACAUAAAAAAUGAAAAGAAAAAAGAAACAACUUGCUUGACCCAAAAUCUGUACAAAAAAAAAAAUGCUCAUACAUACAUAUGAUGCACAACUUAUUCUUAUUCUAAUAAUUUUUUCAAUAAAAUGGUCCAUCCACUAGUUGAUUGUCCUUCCAAUUACACAAUAUUAUUUUCUGAUUAAUUAGACUAUACUAGGCCCCAUUUUGACCAGCACUUCACAUGUUUAAGUCCUUAUUAUCCCACAAAAUAGAUUUUCUAGAUAUCCCAUCAUAUUUUAAACUCCAAAAAAAUAAAAAAGGAAGACAAAAAGGAUUUAAAAAUACAUUUCUUUUGUUUGGGAAAAAUGGUCAAAAUAUAGACAAAGAAUGUGAAUGUACUUGGUUUCUUUUGUUGUCUCCUUCAUUACAUCAGAAAGUAGGAAAAAAAAAAAAAAAAAAGGAAAAGAGAGAGAGCUAACAAAUAGGAGCAAAUAGAGAGAAAGAGAAAAAGAGAGAUUAAUUUUUUUAUCUAAUUUGCAUGUCCAUGCAUGAUCAUGAUCAACAUUACAUUUUGUCAAUGAAAAAACAGAUCAAAUCCAUCAACUUUUUCACUAGUUUCUGAUCAACAUAUACCAAAAAAAAUGUCGAAAUCCAUGUCAAGAUCAAGAAGAAAUUGAAAGGGAGAUUUUAAUUUAUCAUGAAGGCGUGGGAGGCAACAAUAAGGAUAACACAAGCUGCAACAAGGAAACGUGCCAACACGAUUUUCGGUACACAAGUUCCAUCACAAACAGAGGAAGAAAAUGAUCAAGAACAGCGCGAGGACAUUGAAGAUCACGCGAAUGGAGAAAUUUUCCAUGCAGAGAGGUUUCUCCCAAAUGGUGAUUACUAUAGUGGCUAUUGGCUUGACAAUUUCCCUCAUGGACAAGGUAAGUAUUGGUGGACAGACGGGUGUAUGUACGUUGGAGAUUGGUUUCGUGGCAAAACGAUGGGGAAAGGGACGUUUAGUUGGCCCUCAGGUGCAAUGUACGAGGGGAAUUUCAAGUCCGGAUUUAUGGAUGGAGAUGGAACCUACACGGGGCCUAAUGGCGAUACGUAUAGGGGUUGUUGGGUGAUGAAUUUGAAACAUGGACAUGGCGUUAAGGAGUACGCGAACGGGGAUUGUUAUGAUGGGGAAUGGUGUAGGGGAUUACAAGAAGGACAUGGUAGGUAUACAUGGAAGAAUGGGAAUUACUAUGUUGGUGAAUGGAAAAAUGGGACAAUUUUUGGUAAGGGUAAAAUGUAUUGGACUAAUGGAAAUGUUUAUGAAGGGAAUUGGGAAGAUGGAUUUCCUAAAGGAAAUGGAACAUUUAGAUGGACUGAUGGGAGUUUUUAUGUGGGAAAUUGGAGUAAAGAUCCAAAUGAACAAAAUGGUACAUUUUAUCCAUCUGGAUCAUUGUUAGAAGGUGGAAAUCUUGAAUGGGAUCCUCAACAAGUUUUCAACGUCGAUUUGAUAGAAUGUACUAUUUGUCCACCAGAGAAAGUUCCGAUUUUGCCUUCACAGAAAAAACUUGCGUUAUGGAGGUCAUCUAAGGCAGUGGAUAAUAACAUUAGGCCGAGGAGAAUGUCACUGGAUGGGAGAAUAGACGCACCACCUGUCGAUAGGGAAUUUGGUAGAAUUCGUUUAUCGGAUGUUGCUGGAACUUCUGCUAGUACUUCUUAUAAUUCGGAUGAUUCCGUGGUUGGCUUGCAGGAUGCUGAUGGAUAUUUAUUAAGAGGAAGUCCUAUUAGGAUUCCUAAAGUUGUAAAGAGACAAGGCCAAACUAUUUCCAAAGGGCAUAAGAAUUAUGAGCUUAUGCUUAAUUUGCAGUUGGGAAUCAGAGUUUCAGUAGGACGGCCUGGUCCUCCUCCAUCACUAGAUCUCAAACCGUCAGCAUUUGAUCCUCGAGAGAAGUAUUGGACAAGGUUUCCACCGGAAGGAUCCAAGAUCACGCCCCCUCAUCCUUCUUGUGAAUUCAGAUGGAAAGAUUAUUGUCCAAAAGUUUUCAGGGCAUUACGGAUGUUAUUCAAAGUUGAUGCAGCUGAUUAUAUGAUAUCAAUUUGUGGUAAUGAUGCCCUCCGGGAGCUUUGUUCCCCCGGAAAAAGUGGAAGUUUUUUCUACUUGACAAAUGAUGAUCGAUAUAUGAUCAAGACAAUGAAGAAGGCAGAAACAAAAGUGCUAUUAAGGAUGCUUAGCGCGUAUUUCAAUCAUGUUAAAGCUUUUGAAAGCACCCUUGUGACUAAGUACUAUGGCCUGCAUUGUGUGAAGCUAAGUGGACCAGCACAGAAGAAGGUACGGUUCGUUAUCAUGGGAAACCUCUUUUGCACGAAUUACUCAAUUCAUAGACGAUUCGACUUGAAAGGGUCAACAUUUGGAAGAAUGACAGAUAAGCCAGAAUCAGAGAUUGAGGCAACCACAACCCUUAAAGACCUUGAUCUCAACUUCAUCUUCAGGUUACAAAAAACAUGGUUUCAGGAAUUCCGAAGGCAAGUUGAUAGGGAUUGUGAGUUCUUGGAACAAGAGGGAGUUAUGGACUACAGCCUUUUAGUUGGUAUUCAUUUUAGAGAAGCAGAUAGUACUGAAGAUCAGACACCUUCUGGUUCUAGAACACCAAUUGAUAAUGGAGACUCGGAAAAUGAAACAGUUCCUCGUCUUUCUCGAGCUGAUAUGGAUCAAUUGCUUCUUGAUCAGGCAGGGUGGGCUAGCAUAAAAUUAGGAAUAAACAUGCCUGCAAGAGUUGAAAGGACAGAGAGGAAACCUACUGAAGCGGAGAUAAUUCAGCUAAUCGGAGAACCAACAGGAGAGUUGUAUGAUGUGAUACUGUUUUUCAGUGUCAUAGACAUACUUCAAGACUAUGACAUUACAAAAAAGCUCGAGCACGCAUACAAGUCUAUGCAAUGUGAUCCAAACUCGAUAUCAGCAGUCGAUCCAAAGGCAUAUUCAAGGCGUUUUCGCGAUUACAUAUUCAAAGUUUUUAUAGAAGACAAUUAACAUGAAAUUAAUGCCUACAAAUGAGAGGGCUUCAAGCUAGUAUAGGACUGAGUGAUAUCUGUUUACUGUUUUUGGAGAUUAUUUGCAGUUGAAGCUUAGAAGAAGUGAAGAACAUAUAUAUACUCUUCCUUCACUGCAUUUUCUUAUCUUAAAAAUCUCUUAUUUUACUAUAGGUAUACACAAAAUUCAGGAUGAGUUACUAUUGUAUAGAAAAAGUUGUAACAGAAGCAACACAAAUGUGACUUAUAAGUUGCAUUACUUACAUAUAUGAAAAUUGUUGUUUCAAGGUAUUUGCAGGGAAG
Molecule: messenger RNA, 5264 nt
Organism: Lycium ferocissimum
Lineage: Eukaryota; Viridiplantae; Streptophyta; Magnoliopsida; Solanales; Solanaceae
Product: phosphatidylinositol 4-phosphate 5-kinase 6-like
Exons: 11
Coding region: 2653-4962 (769 amino acids)
Biological process (GO): phosphatidylinositol metabolic process
Molecular function (GO): 1-phosphatidylinositol-4-phosphate 5-kinase activity; ATP binding
Source: RefSeq, a predicted model, not a curated record